Penicillium pulvis is the source of this 1632-nucleotide messenger RNA. RefSeq lists its product as uncharacterized. Gene Ontology annotation, biological process: transmembrane transport. NCBI's taxonomy places the organism in Eukaryota, Fungi, Ascomycota, Eurotiomycetes, Eurotiales, Aspergillaceae. The transcript has 4 exons. Gene Ontology annotation, molecular function: transmembrane transporter activity. The record is from RefSeq and is a predicted model, not a curated record. Bases 1 to 1632 code for a protein of 543 amino acids.
AUGGACCCUGGUAUGAUGGACGAGCAGGAUUGGGAUGAGACCUUCUGGGCUCCAGGAACGGUCGCUUUGGAAGAUAUCAAUCGGACCAGAGACCAAAUCGUUCUCUUCCCUACCCCUUCGGACGAUCCCAAUGAUCCUCUAAAUUGGUCGACGGCUCGCAAAGCUUUGAACUUCACACUGGUUAGCUUUUUCGUGCUAUGGACGUUCGUACAAUUGGAUAUUGGCUUCACCGCAUGGGGCCCGAUGGAAACAGAAUUGGGCUUCUCGGUAGACAUCCUGAACGCUGGAGCUGCUGUCAAUUAUGGCGGUCUUGCUAUUGGAUGCUUCUUCUUUAUCCCUUUGGUCCACAAAUAUGGUCGUCGUCCGAUCUAUAUCUUCAGCGUUGCACUCCAGCUUGCAUCCUGCGUUUGGCAAGCGAAGAUGACUACCGUUGGUGGCUUUAUCGGGUCCAACCUCAUCUCUGGUCUGGGAGGCGCAAUUAGCGAGAUCGUUGUCCAGAUCACCGUUGCCGAUCUCUUUUUCGUUCACCAGCAUGCGACGAUGAACGGAUGGUUCGUUAUAUUCCAAUCCGCAGGCGCCUUUCUAGGUCCCGUUGCCUCUGGUUAUAUCGUUGAUUCUCAGGGGUGGCGAUGGAUGUGGUGGUGGUGUGUCAUUUUUUUCGGGGUGACUCUGAUCUGUGUUUUGUUUCUCUUUGAGGAAUCAAAGUACAUCCCUGUUAUACACGGCCAACCAGUCAUCCCGCAACUCCAGGUGGAUCAAAAGGUGUUGAACCAGGACUCCAAAGACACAAAGCAGGCCGACCACGAUGCACUGGAGUCUAACCCUGGUAUCGCUCGCACGGUGACAAUUAACCCCAACAUCAGGCUCAAGUCCUAUCGUGAGCGCAUGGCCUGGCUUACAAUCACACCAGAGUCUAUGUGGCCUCAUUUCUACCAGCCGGUCGUGACACUUUUUACUUUCCCAGCAGUGGCAUACGCUGCCCUCACAUACGGGUCGACAUUAGCCUGGUUCGCGGUUAUGACUUCUCUCCAAGCCUCAUAUAUGCUUUACCCCCCGUACAACUUCUCUGCGAUCGGCGUCGGUCUUAUGAAUGUGGCACCGUUUGUUGGAGCCAUGCUGGGUUUCCCAGUGGGUGGAUGGCUGAGCGAUAAACAUAUUCUCUGGCUAUCUAAGAAGAAUGGCGGUAUCUAUGAGCCAGAGAUGCGUCUCUGGCUCGCAUUGCCUUGUGCGAUUCUUAUCCCUGGGUCGAUAUUGAUGUUUGGGCUGGGCCUUGCCUAUGGCAUACAAUGGUCUCUGCUUGCGGUUGGAUUUGGAGUCUUUGGGUUUGCUUUCUCCGCCAUCAGCGGCAUCGCACUGUCAUAUCUCAUGGAUUGCUAUCAGGAUAUCAUUGGUAACGCUCUGGUGGGUGUGAUCUUUAUGCGCAACAUCAUUUCCGUUAUUGUGCUAUUCGUAUUGACUCCAUGGGUUAAUGGUAUGGGUAUGCAAAAUCUUCACAUUCUUUGCGCCUUUUUGGGGUUUGCAAUCUAUCUUAUUCCCAUUCCUCUCUUGAUCUGGGGGAAGAAAGCAAGGGUUUAUACAGCUGCAUCUUACAAGAAGAUGGCUGAGAAACAAGUUACUCACCGUGCGGUAUAG